AUGUCACACCUAGGACCGACGGUAGCCCGCAAUGCGCUGCGAACAUGCAGUCGCAGGGCAGCAACUACAUCCACAUCCUUCGCUGCACAAGCUCCACGAGCAUGCAUCGCCACCCAUGGCCGGAGGACGUACGUAUCAGAGACCAGCCCGAAGAACGCUACGGUCAACGUCGAACGGACAAUGCAGCAAGACCAGCAAGCUUUCAUUCGAGAGACAGGCAUCGCACCAAAAGAUACCCAGGUUCCAGCGGCAGGAAUGGGCGGCGAAGCAGCCAUGAGCCCUUCGGCCGGUAUUCUGAAGCAAGCGACCGUCAUGGAUGAAGGCACACGACCCAUCUACCUCGACAUGCAAGCCACCACACCCACAGACCCCCGAGUGCUUGACGCCAUGCUACCUUUCUUGACCGGCCUUUACGGCAAUCCGCACUCACGCACACACGCCUACGGCUGGGAGACGGACAAAGAGGUUGAGCGAGCGCGGGAGCACAUCGCCAACCUCAUCGGCGCCGACCCCAAGGAGAUUAUCUUCACGAGUGGCGCAACAGAGAGCAACAACAUGAGCAUCAAAGGCGUGGCGCGGUUCUUCAAGAAGGGCGGGAAGAAGAACCACAUCAUCACAUGUCAGACGGAGCACAAGUGCGUGCUGGACAGCUGCCGGCAUCUGCAAGAGGAGGGCUUCGAGGUCACGUACCUGCCGGUUCAGAAUAACGGAUUGGUGAGCAUGGAGGAGUUGGAAAAGGCCAUCCGGCCUGAGACAUGCUUGGUGUCCAUCAUGACGGUGAACAACGAGAUCGGGGUCGUGCAGCCCGUUGAAGAGAUCGGCAAGCUGUGCCGCAGCAAGAAGAUUUACUACCACACCGAUGCUGCGCAAGCUGUUGGCAAGAUCCCACUGGACGUGAACAAGAUGAACAUCGACCUCAUGUCGAUCUCUGCCCACAAGAUCUACGGACCGAAGGGCAUUGGUGCUUGCUACGUGCGGAGGCGACCGAGGGUUAGAAUCGACCCCAUCAUCUCUGGUGGUGGACAGGAGCGAGGACUGCGAUCUGGAACACUUGCGCCGCCGCUCAUCAUUGGCUUUGGUGAGGCGGCGCGGAUAUGCAAAGAGGAGAUGGAGUACGACACCGCCCGCAUCAAGUCCCUCUCCAGCAAGCUGUCCAAAGCCCUCCUCUCCAUGGAACACACCUCCCUUAACGGCGACCCCUCUGCCCACUAUCCCGGCUGCGUCAACGUCUCCUUCGCUUACGUCGAAGGCGAGUCUCUCCUCAUGGCGCUCAAGGAUAUCGCCCUCUCCUCCGGCUCCGCCUGCACGAGUGCCUCACUGGAGCCAUCUUACGUCCUGCGAGCGCUCGGCAACAGCGACGAGAGCGCGCACUCCAGCAUUCGAUUCGGCAUUGGACGCUUCACGACGGAUGACGAGAUCAACUACGUGCUCAAGGCGGUGCAGGAGCGAGUGACAUUCUUGCGGGAGCUGAGUCCGUUGUGGGAGCUGGUGCAGGAGGGUGUGGAUUUGAAUACCAUUGAGUGGUCGCAGCACUGA
Messenger RNA from Saxophila tyrrhenica, 1536 nucleotides. RefSeq names its product cysteine desulfurase (gene NFS1). NCBI's taxonomy places the organism in Eukaryota, Fungi, Ascomycota, Dothideomycetes, Mycosphaerellales, Extremaceae. Bases 1 to 1536 code for a protein of 511 amino acids. The record is from RefSeq and is a predicted model, not a curated record. The transcript is spliced from 2 exons. Gene Ontology annotation, biological process: [2Fe-2S] cluster assembly. Gene Ontology annotation, molecular function: cysteine desulfurase activity; pyridoxal phosphate binding. Gene Ontology annotation, cellular component: mitochondrion; nucleus; cytosol.